Messenger RNA from Pecten maximus, 1002 nucleotides. RefSeq lists its product as uncharacterized. The transcript is spliced from 5 exons. Bases 90 to 698 code for a protein of 202 amino acids. Lineage: Eukaryota; Metazoa; Mollusca; Bivalvia; Pectinida; Pectinidae. The record is from RefSeq and is a predicted model, not a curated record.
GUUGCGAAACUGCUUAGCAAUGGCCAAGGCGGAGAUGAUCAGUCUCUCCCCAAAUACUUACAUUUUAUACUAAAUCUCGGAUUACCACGAUGGAUAUCAAGUUAUUCUUGAUAUUUGUGGUAAUACUGAGCGCCAUGCACCAAGGUCCUGCUGCAUAUCGGGACCUUACGUGCGUUGAGCCCGAACCAGGAUAUGCCAAAAGAUUAUUUUAUUAUCUUGCCGCAAGAGAAGUUGAGAGAGCAUGCCCAGCGCGAGCCGAUCUUAUAUGGCGAAUUGGGAGCGAGGUAUUCUGUAACCUCCUGUGCGUCCUUAUAACCUUACUCCUGGGUUAUGCGCCGUCGAUCAGAAACAGUGCCAGAGAGAGAUGGAGUUCCAUGGUUUCCAUGAUCAAGGAAUGGAGAGCCCGUCCUUCCAAAUGUCGCCACUGUGGGACGGUCCCCUGUCAGGCGAAAAGAAGAUUGUUAUGGAUGCCUUCCAGAUCCCGUAAGAGGAACAAGGCCAACCUCCAUGAGCGAUCAAAGGCCAUGUUGUUGUUUAGCUAUGGCCUGGAGUUGUCCGUACAGUUGACAAAAGAACUGCCCCAGGAUGGCCUUUACUGGAAAAGAAAAUUCUGCAAUCCAUUUGAGGAGAAAGACAUGGCUCUAUUCCCACUGUGUAUCCAGCGGCAAAUCAACGUCUGGUUUCCUCUCCCUCGCUAGAUUCAUUGUGUAAGAGAAGAUUGCCGAUGCUGGAAAAGAGGUUAUUGGAGUGACGUCAUCGAUUGUUGUGAUACCGGCGGGUUGAUCACAACCUCGAUUUGAAGUACCUUGGAUUAUUAUGUUGUUUUCAAGAUCAAUUCCGAUAGAAUCGAUCUUGGUCCGAGAUUAUACUUUCGUGUUUGCUGUGAUCUCUGGACCAUUGGUGGUCUUACGAAGAAAUUUACCAAAAUCUUGUUAUAUUGAUUAAUGAAUGUAUAAUUUUACUCUGUCUAUUUUACAAUAAAAUACAUUCGUUUGUAUAAAU